CCGGCCGCUCGAAACAUUCGAUCGGUGAAGUCAGGCGGGCUUGGUUCUCGGUUCUCGGCGUGUGGCAGUUGACUGUUUAACAGAUUCGAUUUUUGAAAAGUUUCAAUGAAUCCCUGAAAGAUUCUUAAGUGUCUGGAACUGUUACUAUUGAUUAAAGAGUGAAUUUAAAGUGCCCUUUGGAAAAUAAAGUUUAAUAAAUAUGAGUGCAUCAUCAGCAGCAACCACCAAUGGACAUAUUGGCAAUGGUCACCUGAGCGCUGCUGCUGGCGAGGAGGACUUGAAGAUCGCGAUCAUUGGGCAGAGUAAUUUUGCGGCGGAAGUGCUGGAGAUUCUGCUGGAACGGCACCAUCAGGUAGUGGGAGUUUUCACGAUUGCCGAUAAGGGGGCCCGGGAAGAUGUGCUGGCAACGACGGCUCGGCAGCUGGGAAUUCCGGUGUUUAAGGUAGCAGCAUGGCGGAGGAAGGGCGUUCCAAUUGCCGAGGUACUGGCGCAGUAUCGAUCGGUGCAGGCUAAUCUGAAUGUGCUGCCGUUUUGUAGCCAGUUUAUUCCGAUGGAGGUUAUCGAUGGGGCCAAGUUCGGGAGUAUCUGCUACCAUCCGUCAAUUUUGCCAAGACAUCGAGGGGCUAGUGCCAUCUCGUGGACGUUGAUUGAAGGAGAUGACGUGGCAGGGUUCAGUAUUUUUUGGGCUGACGAUGGCUUGGACACUGGGCCAGUAUUGUUGCAGAAACAGUGUCUGGUGAAUGGAGAUGAUACUUUGGACAGUUUGUACAAGAGGUUUUUGUAUCCGGAAGGUGUAACAUCGAUGGGAGAUGCCGUUGACAUGAUAGCGGAAGGGAGGGCUCCGAAGAUAACGCAAACGGAAGUUGGAGCAACGUAUGAUCCGGCUCUUUUUCGGGAGGAAAAUCAGUAUAUAAACCUGAACCAACCGGCUGAACGGAUUUUUAACUUUAUUCGGGGUCUAGAUUCAGUACCAGGAGCUCUGGCAGUUGUGCUGGACGAGGAUGGAAUUGAGAUUCCCGUGCGACUACAUGCUGCUUCACUUUGUGGCCCUGUAGAAUUGAAGAACGCGAAGCCGUUGAAGCUCAAGGGAGCCGUGGGUCCGGCAUUUGUUGAUAAGGAAGGACUAUUCCUUACUGCUGCCGAUGGAAUCAUGGUAAAAGUGAAGCGUUUGAAAAAAGGUAGCAAAAUGAUCCAAGCUAGUGAUUGGUUUGCGCAAGCUGGGAAGAAGAUAGUUCCCUUGGAACUAAAUGAACGAGAAAUGGAGAUGGAACAGAUUCUGAAAAACAUUUGGAAGUCUAUAUUGAAGGUUGAAAUCGAGUCCGAUACUGACUUUUUCGCUUGUGGAGCGGGUUCAAUGGACGUCGUGAGGUUAGUUGAAGAAGUCAAAGAUGCCCUGGAAGUUCCUUUAGAAAACGAACACUUGUUUAUGGCUCCUAGUUUUACUGAAUUCUUGAAUGAAGUUAUCGGUAGAACGAGAAAUGGUAGCAGUGAAGGCAGUUCCGGACCUCAGUUUGAUGGAAUUGUGUUGAAAGAGAACAAGAAAACGAUUUCCGUCCCUACGCAAAUGUUUGUAAACGGGCGUUUUAUUGACGCCGAGGGUAGGAAAACGCUGGACAUUGUGAACCCAACAACUGAGCAGGUGAUCUGCAAAGUAGCUGCAGCUUCCAGUUCCGACGUUGACUACGCCAUCAGAUGUGCUCAUGAUGCUUUCAAAGGAGCCUGGAGUCAGGUAUCAGCGAGGGAACGAGGACUUCUAAUGUACAAACUUGCUGAUCUUAUGGAACAACACAAAGAAGAACUUGCCACUAUUGAGUCCAUAGACUCUGGAGCCGUUUACACGUUGGCUUUAAAAACCCAUGUCGGUAUGUCGAUUGACGCUUGGCGAUAUUUUGCCGGAUGGACCGACAAAAUUGAAGGACAAACUAUUCCUGUUAACCCUGCUAAGCCAAACAACGUGUUAACCUUCACCAAGAGAGAACCAAUAGGAGUUUGCGGCCUUAUUACCCCAUGGAACUAUCCUCUGAUGAUGCUUUCUUGGAAAAUGGCUGCUUGCAUAGCAGCGGGUAAUACCGUAGUGAUAAAACCAGCUCAAGUGUGUCCACUCACUGCCCUGAAAUUCGCCGAGUUGACUGUCAAAGCUGGCUUUCCACCAGGUGUAAUAAACGUAGUUACUGGAGCAGGCUCCGUCACUGGUCAGGCCAUUUCCGAACAUCCUCUAGUUAGGAAGCUUGGCUUCACCGGUUCAACACCCAUCGGAAAGAAGAUCAUGACAGCAUGUGCGGAGUCCAAUAUCAAGAAGUGCUCAAUGGAACUGGGUGGAAAGAGUCCGUUGAUCAUUUUCGCCGAUUGUGACCUAGAUAAGGCUGUUCGCCUGGGAAUGUCUUCGGUUUUCUUCAACAAAGGUGAAAACUGUAUUGCCGCUGGUCGGUUGUUUGUCGAAGACAAAAUUCAUGACGAAUUCGUCCGAAAGGUGAUCAGGAACAUAAAAACCAUGACUAUCGGAGAUCCUUUGAACAGAGGUACUGCUCAUGGUCCUCAAAAUCACAAAGCUCACCUUGACAAACUUGUGGAGUACUGCGAACUGGGUGUUAAAGAAGGUGCUAAGCUAGUUUACGGUGGACGGCGAGUUCCGAAUAAGAAGGGAUUCUUCUUUGAACCAACUGUAUUUACCGAAGUGCAGGACCACAUGUUCAUAGCUAAGGAAGAAUCCUUCGGGCCAAUUAUGGUGAUCUCGAAGUUCCAUAGCAGCGAUUUCGAUGCUCUGAUUCAACGUGCCAACAGUACCGAGUAUGGACUAGCAAGUGGCGUUUUCACCAAAGAUAUUCGGAAAGCUUUACUUUUCGCCGAAAAAGUCGAAGCCGGGACGGUAUUCGUAAAUACGUACAACAAAACGGACGUAGCUGCUCCCUUCGGCGGAUUCAAACAGAGUGGGUUUGGAAAAGAUCUAGGAAAGGAAGCGCUCAACGAAUAUCUCAAAACCAAAUGCGUGACGAUCGAAUACUGAAUACCGGAAACCUAUUCAUCGGAUUUAUCGGAUCAAGUUAGACAAUAGUUUAAGAGUAUUGUGAAGCAAUGCGUGCAUUUAUUAAUUACGAAUUCUACUUAGUGAGUGAAACCGAAAACAAUUAAAUAUCUGUUGAAUCACUGUUGAAAGUGUGCUUGACAAAUAAAGCCUCGCCUUGUUGCUUUUGUUCA
Molecule: messenger RNA, 3195 nt
Organism: Uranotaenia lowii
Lineage: Eukaryota; Metazoa; Arthropoda; Insecta; Diptera; Culicidae
Product: cytosolic 10-formyltetrahydrofolate dehydrogenase
Exons: 3
Coding region: 200-3004 (934 amino acids)
Biological process (GO): 10-formyltetrahydrofolate catabolic process; biosynthetic process; one-carbon metabolic process
Cellular component (GO): cytoplasm
Molecular function (GO): formyltetrahydrofolate dehydrogenase activity; aldehyde dehydrogenase (NAD+) activity
Source: RefSeq, a predicted model, not a curated record